AUGGAUCCAAUCCAGAUCAACCUCUCUGCUCCCAUCUAUGGGAGCAAUGGCACCGGUGUCGUGCCUAACCAGGUCGGCGAGAGUUUUGAGGUGCCCGACAGUCUCCUUGUCGCCCUCACCUCUGCCUUCAAGCGCAUGCUUGCUCAGCCCGGUCCCCAUGGCGCUACCCUAAGAGCCAUGUUCGGCAAUCACCGAUACAAGUUUGUUGGUGAGAUGCCCGUGGGAUACACCCACGUCAGGUUCACGCGCGAUGAUGGUCGCCGCGACAUCCGGGUCUACGGCCACUCCUCUGGUCUCUGCUACAAUUCGGCAGCCCAGUUCUUGCCGCACGUCGUUGCCAUGCUGGUUCUCAGUGACCGAUGCUACUGCAAUCUCUGCCAUGAGGUCGACACCAAGGAAAGCUAUGACUCUGUCACGCUCUCAGUGAAACAAGCUGUCAACGUACAAAACUCGUUGCAUUUCUAUACAAGAAGACUCAACUACCAUCGACAGAGGAAACAGAUGCCCCUGAAUCCGGCCCACCCAGCGAACAAUAGAGUGGGAGGCAGAGUACAAAGGGAUAUUGCAAUGCAGAAGCUUGGACAGUCACACAUUCAACAGAGUGAAAGACAGGAAGAGGAAUGA
Molecule: messenger RNA, 624 nt
Organism: Aureobasidium namibiae CBS 147.97
Lineage: Eukaryota; Fungi; Ascomycota; Dothideomycetes; Dothideales; Saccotheciaceae
Exons: 5
Coding region: 1-624 (207 amino acids)
Source: RefSeq, a predicted model, not a curated record